This is a messenger RNA of Perca fluviatilis (European perch), 2932 nucleotides long. Its product is annotated as E3 ubiquitin/ISG15 ligase TRIM25-like. Lineage: Eukaryota; Metazoa; Chordata; Actinopteri; Perciformes; Percidae. Bases 845 to 2599 code for a protein of 584 amino acids. The record is from RefSeq and is a predicted model, not a curated record. Gene Ontology annotation, molecular function: zinc ion binding; protein binding. The transcript is spliced from 8 exons.
ACCCACUCGCCACCUCAUGCAGCUGCUCACAGGAGAGCCAUUAAUUAGUCACGGAAAAGAAAGCAUUUUGAGCCAGACUGUUUCAACGUAGAUAUAGAAACAGGAACGGAGAAAUGCCCGUAGUGAAUACAUUAUUAUUCUUUUUUAAGGUCUGCUCGACCUAAUUGCAUUUCAACAUAAUACAUUUACACCAAACCUACAGUAGGCCUAGGCCUAGCUAGGCCACGCGCAGAACAUUCAUUGUAUGUUAUUUCAUAAGUGAAAGAAUGGCUUUUGUUGUGGAUUUGCUUUACUCUGAGCUCGAAGAGAGACUUGACUCGCUCGUCUCUGAAUGAAUCCGAUCCACUCAUGGUGACCACGUAGCCGGCUGAUAAGCGGGACUGACUGACUCGCGCGAGCAUCGACAACUCACGAGUCAUCGAGUGGACCGCGAGCUUCCGACUCUGAGUGUGCGGGUUCUCUUCUUCCAUGGUCGGAUAACCUGUCUCGGACUGUCUCUCUGCUCACUCAGGCGCUUGUGGAUUUGUUACCCUGUUGCCUACGAAAUUGUAAGUUAUAAAGCCUUUUGCAGCUAAGAUGGCUAGGACUAGUAGUAGCUAAUGUUGCAAGAGGUUUGUGUGUGGCGCUGUUAUCAUUUUAGAUUGAAUUGUAGGAGGACUCACCUGAACAGGGUUAAAGAUACUAGAGACUCGCGUUUCGUGAUUCAAUUUAAAAACUCUGGUUAAAGAGCCGAGUUUAUCACGACUCAAACAGGUGUAGGUGAAACCUGAGAAGCUGUAAUCAGCACACCUGUUCGCUACGCCCAUCUUUGUCCCUUCCCGUUUCUGUUCGGAGUGUAUAGGAAAUGGCUGCAGCAACUAUUUCUAUUGAACAAGACCAGUUUUGUUGUUCAGUGUGCCUGGAGGUUUUAAGAGACCCGGUGACGAUUCCCUGUGGACACAGCUACUGCUUGGACUGCAUUGAAGAUUACUGGACAAAGGUCAAGCAGAAAGGCCAGUACAGCUGCCCACAGUGCAGGCAGGUGUUUAAUCCCAGGCCUCUGCUGAGUAGAAACACAGUUCUGGGCGAAGUGGUGGAAAAGUUUCAGAGAUCUGGAUUUCAAGACGCAGCUCGACACUUGGCCAAACCCGAGGAAGCGAAAUGCAGUGUUUGCACAUUGAGAAAAAGCAAAGCUGUAAAAUCCUGCCUUGUGUGCUCCGAGUCUUACUGUGCUGUUCACUUGAGAGUCCACGAAGAACGCUUUCAUGGGAAGGUCCAUAAAUUGGUCCCAGCCGUGGAUCAGCUGAGGGAGAAGCUGUGCCCACAUCAUGAUAAAUCCCUGAGGCUGUACUGUCGCACUGACCAGCAGUGUGUGUGUUCCCAGUGUGUCAAAGAGAAACACAAGGGCCAUGAUGCAGUCUCAGUGGUGGAUGAGAGAGCAACACAACAGAAAAAACUCCAAGAAGCCUCUUUGAAGUCUGUGCAGAAAUUGAAGGACACGGAGAAGGAACUUAGAUACGUUGUCCGAUACAUUAAGCACUCGACGGAAGCAGCAGUGGAGGAGAGCGAGAGGGUUUUCUCCAAGUUGAUCCGCUCCAUAGAGAAACAAAGCAGUGAGGUGAAGGAGGUGAUGAGAGUCCAGGAGAGAGCAGCUGUCAGUCAGGCCGAGGAGCUGCUGGAGAAGAUCCAGAGGGACGUAACCGAGCUCAGGAGGACCGGUGCUGAGCUGGAGAAGCUUUCUGGCACUGAGAACCACAUCCACUUUCUUCAGAAGUGCAAGUCUCUUCAUUUCCCUACAAAGACUGUGGAGAUGCCCAGCACUGAUGCACUUCAAUAUUUGAUGUAUAAAACCAUGAGAGGAGCCCUAGCUGAUCUCAAAGACAGUCUGGAUGAAACACUUGAAAGAGAAUUCAACAGGAUCUCUGAUAAAGUCAUUUCACUGAAGGAGACCAGCAAUCAAAGUACCUCUGAAAAGACUAAAGUCAUUUCACUGAAGGAGACCAGCAAUCAAAGUACCUCUGAAAAGACUAAAGUAAAAGACACUGAGGUACCAUACAACUCAGAACCGAAGACAAGAGCUGAUUAUCUACAAUAUUACAACGAUAUAACCCUGGACCUGAACACAGCCAACCCUUAUCUAAGCUUCUCUGACGGUCAAAGAGAGGUGACCACACGUUCGGAGCCACAGCCAUACCCGGACCAUCCGCAUCGCUUCACCAGCUGGGCCCAGGUGCUGUGCAGAGCUGGGAUGGCUGGACGCUGCUACUGGGAGGUAGAGUGGGCUGGUAAAGGAGGGGUUUCCAUCGGCGUCUGCUACAAAACCAUGGGCAGGAGUGGAGCAGGGAGCGACUGUAAGCUUGGACACAACUCCAAAUCCUGGAGCCUGGACUGCUCUUACUCAGUCUGUUCAUUUCAGCACAAUAAGGAGGGUUUGACCAUCGCUGCUCCGUGCUGCAGCAGGAUAGGCGUGUAUCUGGACUUCAGGGGUGGGACUUUGUCUUUCUAUAAUGUUUCUGAUACAAGGGUUUUACUCCAUAAAGUCAAGACUACAUUCACCCAGCCUGUAUACCCAGGAUUUUGGGUGGGUUUGAGCUCUACUUUGAGGCUGUGCUCUCUUUAAAUGAAAUGACUGCACUCCAUCAACGGUUCUCAAGUAACUUUGUAAAUAUGGGGUUCAAAAUAUUAAUGUUGACUGAGAAUAAUAAUGAAACUGAGACCGAGGUUUGUGUUUAAAAUGUUUAUUUUAAUAACCGUGCAACUUGGGAACAGCAGCAACACUUUGGUGCGGUAGGUAACAAGCUUAUUGAAGGCAGCAUCAUCCACAUCCUGGAUCUGCAAAGGAAGACAUUUUCAUAAACUCAACGAUCUAUAUUUGUUUGAGCACAUUUAUGUAAUAAUAUAGGGAUUUGUUGUGCAUCAAAUCCAAUUGUAAAUAAACAAUUUGUUCAUUCUG